UGGCAAAUAUAGCAUGUGAUAUCUGUGUGUUUACGGCGGCUCAUAAGCAUCAUGAUGCCGUUCAUUUCACUCUCUACCCCAUCCAUCCAAACGCCAUGUCUGCCGCAAAGCAAUUUACCAGAGAGGAGGUCGCGAAACACAACAAGCAGGGCGACCUGGUGCGUCAAUCCCGCACACGCCGUCGAGCGAGAUCACCUAUUGUGCUAGUGGGUCGUCAUCGACUCUAAGGUCUACGACCUCUCCAAGUUCGCGGCGAUCCACCCGGGCGGCACGAGCGUUCUGCUCGACGAAGAGGUUGCCGGGCAAGACGCGACGGAAGCGUUCUUCGGCCUGCACCGCCAUGAGGUCCUGCUCAAGCCUUCCUACGCACGGCUCCAGAUAGGAGCGAUCGCCGGGGAGGAGCAAGCCAUCUUCCCGCGCGCCCUCGGCGCAUUGAGCAACGUCCCGUAUGCAGAGCCGACCUGGUUGACCCCGGGCUACCACAGUCCUUAUUACACCGAGGGACACCGGAAAUUCCAGGCUCAGGUGCGGAAGUUCUUCGAGGAGGUCAUCCUGCCGGACGCGAUCUUGCACGAGGAAGACGGGAAGCGUCCUUCCCAGUCCGUAUUUGACGCCAUGACCGCCGUGAACCUCUAUGCUAUGCGAUUGGGCCCUGGACCUCAUCUCAAAGGCCGUGUUCUGAUGGGCGGGACAGUCAAACCUGAAGAGUUUGACUACUUCCAUGAACUCAUCAUGGCACAAGAAUGCACACGUUUCAACUCGCGCGGGUAUCAGGAUGGCUUGGGGGGCGGAACAUACAUCGGUCUUCCUCCUAUCAUCAACUUCGGACAACCCGCUAUACGGGACAAGAUCGUGGCCGAGGUUUUCGCCGGCCAGAAGUUCGUGUGCUUGGCAAUCUCAGAAGCCUUUGCCGGCUCCGAUGUAGGCAAGUGAAGUGCUGUUCCGAGGCUUCUAAAGCAUUGAGCGUGCUUUAGCCGGACUGAAAUGCUUCGCCAAGCGGACUGACCAAGGAUGGGUUGUCACUGGGACCAAGAAAUGGAUUACGAACGGCACUUUCGCAGAUUAUUUCACUGUCGGAUGCAAAACAGAGAAGGGGAUGGUGAUGCUUGUGAUCGAGCGCGGCCCAGGUGUGGAAACGAAACAGAUCAAGACGAGCUACAGCACGACUGCGGGAACUGCCUACAUCACUUUCGACUCUGUGCUUGUACCGUUUGAGAACACCCUCGGAGAAGACGGAAAUGGGUUGCAGGUGAUCUUGAGUAACUUCAACCACGAGCGAUGGGGGAUGGCCUGCGCCUCCAUUUCGAACCAACGUUACAUCGUCGAGGAGUGUCUGAAAUGGUCUUCUCAGAGGAAGGUCUUUGGGAAACCUCUGAACUCGCAGGCCGUGAUCCGAUCGAAACUCGCCGCGAUGAUCUCCCGAGUCGAGGCGGCUCAGGCUUGGUUGGAAAACGUCACCUAUCAGAUGUGCCACAUGAACUACAAGCAACAAUCUACCCACCUUGCAGGCCAAAUCGCCUUCCUCAAGAUGUAUGCGACGAGCACUGCGCAGCAAACGGCAGCAGACGCAGUCCAGAUCUUUGGCGGUCGAGGUAUCACUAAGACGGGAAUGGGCAAGCACAUCGAGCACUACCAUCGCACAGUCACCUUUGAUUCGGUUCUCGGCGGAGCUGAAGAUGUCCUGGGCGACCUCGGUGUCCGGCAAGCAAUGCGGAAAAUGCCCAAGAACGCCCGUCUGUGAGUUUCCCGCUGUCGGAGUCGGGCCCUAUAUAUAGCAAUAGCCACCUCAAUAUUAAAUUCUCGACGUUGCUAUGGUAAUCUGAUCUGGUUUCCCGCGGUUCGACGUAUGUCAUUCCAACAUCCCCUCUUCUUCCUGGUCCACUUGCUUGAGGUUGCUCCGACAAGAACUGGGAGCGAUCGUAUCCGUCUUGACAUCGUUUUGUCGUCCGUUCAUUAUCCUUUCCCCCACAUUCUUUCACCAGAACUUGUUGUCUACGACCCGGAACAUGCCUAUCCCCAACGUUUUCGUCCGCGAUGACUCCUCUAACUCCAACUCCACCUCUCUCGACCCGAGCGCCAUCGCUGGCAUCGGCUUGGCCGGCGCCAUAGUGCUCGCUCUCGCCAUAUGGCUCGCAAUCCGCAAAUACCGCCAGAGUGCCCAAAAGAAGCGUGAUGAGGCGCGCCUUCCCGCUUUCACUCCCGUUCGUGGAGUUUAUCGGGAGAACGAUGCCGAGAAGCAAGAUGGCCCCCAGGGUGGCUUUUCUCGGGAUCAAUUGACUCCCUCAGUCGUAUUACCCGACAAAGUUCUGACGCGUCCCAUGCGCAACGAGGAGGUGAUAGACUACCACCGUCAAUCCGGCACCUUCCCCAAGCCUUUCUCGUUCGCCCUCACGGCAGGCAGCGCUCUGCCUGUACCCGAUGACCCGCGCUCGUCCUGGAUUCGGCAUUCGUUCGCGUCGUCUGGUGGCAGCAGCAACCGUUUCUCUGUGAUGUCUUCCACCUCCUCGAUCGACUCGAACCCGACCUCCGGUACCCCUCGCAAAAUCCGCCAACAAUUCAACCCUGUGCUGCCCGACGAACUGCUCGUGAGCCUCGGGGAGCGCCUGACUGUCGUGCAGGCGUUUGACGACGGCUGGGUUGUCGUCGGACGCUCUGGGAGUGUCUUCGCCGGCGCGAAGUCUCUGUUCAAGACGUCGGCCGGUGCGCCUGCCGAGAGCGAUGUCGAGCUCGGUGUGGUCCCUGCCUGGUGCUUCAUCAAGCCCGUGAAAGGGCUGCGCGCCGAGCGCCCCGUCCGCAGCACCAGUCUGGGGAUCACGGUCCAGAUGGAAAACCCCGCGUUUGCGGCCCGAAAUGAGGUCCUCAGCUGGUCCAACUUUUAGAUUGACGGCCCGCGCCGUCGUCGGAUCACUGAGCUGGCCAGUGCACCGACAUCCAUACCCCCCACCACUCCUCUCUAGAGACCAUUUCAUCCAUUCGUGGUCAUGUCUAUUCUUCCCGCUCGCCUUGCAGCGCUGCCGCGCUUUCGACCGCCGUCUAGUACGGCCAGGUUCUCGAUCUGUAUCAUUGCCUCCCAGAUACCGCCGAGCGCAGUGCCUAGUGCAGUGCCUUGGUUAGUUAGAAACACCGUCUUGUUGUAAUUGCGGUGAUGUAUACAGUGCCUCUCCAAUAUACGGAAUUCGUCGAGGU
Messenger RNA from Mycena citricolor, 3186 nucleotides. The record is from the annotation of a GenBank genome assembly. Lineage: Eukaryota; Fungi; Basidiomycota; Agaricomycetes; Agaricales; Mycenaceae.